AUUCGUUCUCCACUAAAAUUAUCUAAAAAAAGCAAAAAAUUAAGAAAAAAAAUAAGCUUUUGAGUGUGAGAGUAGAGCAAAGCGCAGCCUCCUUGUGCAUAUCUGUUUCAACAGUUGAGUUGAAAUUUCAAGCUUUUCUUUUUCCUUUUUUCCUUUUUUUUUUCAGUUCGAAUUAUUUUAAUAAUUUUUUUAACGAUGCCGGAGGAGACGAACUCCAUAGAUUACGUUAUGGAGAAGGCAUCGGGGCCUCACUUCUCCGGCCUCCGUACUCCAACAGCCACCUCUGCCUCCUCCUCCGCCUUUGCCGAGGCCAACGCUCCUCAUCAGCCCUUUGUCAUCGGGGUUUCAGGAGGUACAGCUUCUGGUAAAACGACUGUCUGUGACUUGAUCAUCCAACAGCUUCACGAUCACCGCGUUGUUCUUGUCAAUCAGGAUUCGUUUUACCGCGGUUUAAAUGCUGAGGAGUUAAAACGCGUGCACGAGUAUAAUUUUGAUCAUCCUGAUGCUUUUGAUACAGAGCAGCUUCUGGAUUGUAUUCAGAAGCUCAAAAGUGGGCACUCUGUUCAGGUCCCAAUCUAUGAUUUUAAGCAUCAUCGUCGAUCUUCGGAUAGUUUUCGUCAGGUGAAUGCUUCUGAUGUCAUAAUUUUGGAAGGAAUUCUUGUUUUCCAUGACCAGCGUGUGAGGAACCUUAUGGAUAUGAAGAUUUUUGUUGACACAGAUGCUGAUGUGAGGCUUGCUCGUAGAAUAAGACGAGAUACAGUUGAGAGGGGUAGGGAUGUAAAUUCUGUUCUUGAACAAUAUGCAAAGUUUGUGAAGCCUGCAUUUGAUGAUUUUGUUCUGCCAUCAAAGAAGUAUGCUGAUGUCAUCAUCCCCCGAGGAGGUGAUAAUCAUGUUGCCAUUGAUUUGAUUGUGCAACAUAUCCGGACUAAGCUUGGUCAGCAUGAUCUUUGCAAAAUAUAUCCCAAUGUGUAUGUAAUUCAGUCAACAUUUCAGAUUAGAGGAAUGCAUACUCUGAUUAGAGACCGGGAAAUUUCUAAGCAUGAUUUUGUCUUCUAUUCAGACCGGCUUAUUCGUCUGGUGGUGGAGCAUGGUCUUGGGCAUUUGCCAUUCACUGAGAAGCAAGUAAUAACACCUACAGCAUCAGUAUAUACUGGGGUUGACUUUUGCAAAAAGUUGUGUGGUGUUUCCAUUGUUCGAAGUGGUGAAAGCAUGGAAAACGCUUUACGUGCAUGUUGCAAAGGAAUAAAAAUUGGAAAAAUUCUGAUUCAUCGGGAUGGAGAUAAUGGGAAGCAGCUUAUAUAUGAGAAGCUUCCCAAGGAUAUUUCAGAACGACAUGUCCUUCUUCUGGAUCCAGUUCUUGCUACAGGGAACUCUGCUAACCACGCCAUUGAACUACUCAUACAGAAAGGAGUUCCAGAAUCGCACAUUAUAUUCCUUAACCUCAUCUCUGCGCCUGAAGGAAUCCAAUGUGUUUGCAAACGUUUCCCAUCCUUGAAAAUCGUUACUUCAGAAAUUGAUGUUGCACUAAACGAGGAGUUCCGCGUCAUACCAGGCAUGGGCGAGUUUGGGGAUCGUUAUUUUGGCACUGAUGACUGAUCCAUCAUGGUUGGCUAAUUGCAAUUGUAACCAGCAUUAGAAGCCACCGGCUAGGAUUAUCGGACUUCAUCAAGUGUCGUUACAAAGGCCAAGGCCAAGAGAUGAUUCCAUUGUCAUUUAUUUUGGUUUGAUGUUGCCGUAAUUGCAUCAUUUUGAGCCUGCGGAUGGAAGAAUACUUGAACAAAUUGAAGUCAUAGGAGUUUGAUAAAUGCAGUAAAACAUAAUGAAUACCGGUUAUAUGCAGUUGAUUUUAGACAAUUCCUGCCAAUUGUUCUUUGAAGCUGUUAAACUUGAUGGGGGCAUUGCUUAAUGAUAUCCAUGGGUGUGGUUGUGAUUUUCCCUAA
Durio zibethinus is the source of this 1940-nucleotide messenger RNA. Its product is annotated as uridine/cytidine kinase UKL1, chloroplastic. Gene Ontology annotation, molecular function: ATP binding; kinase activity. NCBI's taxonomy places the organism in Eukaryota, Viridiplantae, Streptophyta, Magnoliopsida, Malvales, Malvaceae. The record is from RefSeq and is a predicted model, not a curated record.